UGUCAUUUAUUGGCAAAGCAUUUAAACAACAUUUUAAUAAUGAACUUCGCUUACCAAGAAUUACAGCUCUAGAUCCAGCUGGACCAAUAUUUGUUUUGAAAUUUUGUCCAAAAUUAGAAAAAGGAGAUGCUGAUAUGGUUGAUGUGAUACAUACUGAUACCAAUUUAUUUGGAUAUCCCACAAAUUUGGGGUAUGUAGAUUAUUAUCCGAAUAUGCAUUUACUGAUGGGCGGUCAACCUGGGUGUAGUAAUGCAGAAGACGGCCGUAUAGAAGGUCCCGGAUGUUCGCACUAUCGAUCAUGGAAAUUUUACAGCGAAUCAGUUCUAAAUCCAACAGCAUUUCCCAGCGUACGAUGUAUUAAUAAAUAUGCAUUCUUAUUUAACUAUUGUGACAAUGAUAGCCUGACGUAUAUGGGAUACCUUUAUCCAGACAAGGGCAACGGAGAAUACUAUUUAGAAACAGGUCCUCGGCAACCAUUUGGAAUGGAAAUGGAUGGAAUUCCAAAUUUACCGAUUGAAAUAUACGAUUUUGAUGAAAUGUAA
Molecule: messenger RNA, 542 nt
Organism: Chrysoperla carnea
Lineage: Eukaryota; Metazoa; Arthropoda; Insecta; Neuroptera; Chrysopidae
Product: inactive pancreatic lipase-related protein 1-like
Exons: 4
Coding region: 135-542 (135 amino acids)
Molecular function (GO): lipase activity
Source: RefSeq, a predicted model, not a curated record